GGGAAAAGGGACAGCCUCUCUCCAGGCCCUCACCUGUUCUGGGCCCCCAGCGAUCCAAGCUCAUCCCCAACAAUCCCGCUGUUUCCCCUGCGGGCCACUUUCGGAGGAAGCAGCAGGCUCCAGGGGAAGGCGGGCUGGCGAGUUCUCUUUCUCCAGCCUCUAACUUUCUGGUACCCUUCCGGAUUCCCAGCCCCAGUGGAGAAGGUCUCCCUCGUGAACCCCUGUUGUUACUAUCCAUGCCAGCACCAGGGUAUCUGUGUCCGCUUCGGCUUUGACCGCUACCAGUGUGACUGUACCCGCACGGGCUAUUCCGGCCCCAACUGCACCAUCCCUGAGCUAUGGACCUGGCUCCGGACUACUUUGCGGCCCAGCCCCUCUUUCCUCCACUUCCUGCUGACGCAUGGCCGCUGGUUCUGGGAGUUUGUCAAUGCCACCUACAUCCGGGACAUGCUCAUGCGUCUGGUACUCAUAGCGCGUUCCAACCUCAUCCCCAGCCCCCCCACCUACAAUGCAGCUCAUGACUACAUCAGCUGGGAAUCCUUCUCCAACGUGAGCUACUAUACACGUGUUCUGCCCUCUGUGCCCCAAGACUGCCCCACGCCCAUGGGGACCAAAGGGAAGAAGCAGUUGCCCGAUGCCGAGCUCCUAAGCCGUCACUUCCUGCUCAGGAGGAAGUUCAUCCCUGACCCCCAAGGCAGCAACCUCAUGUUUGCCUUCUUUGCGCAACACUUCACACAUCAGUUCUUCAAAACUUCUGGCAAGAUGGGUCCUGGCUUCACCAAGGCUUUGGGCCAUGGGGUCGACCUUGGCCACAUUUAUGGAGACAAUCUGGAACGUCAGUAUCACCUGCGGCUCUUUAAGGAUGGGAAACUCAAGUACCAGGUGCUGGACGGAGAGAUGUACCCGCCAUCGGUGGAAGAGGCACCAGUGCUGAUGCACUACCCCCGGGGCAUCCCGCCCCAGAGCCAGAUGGCAGUGGGCCAGGAGGUGUUCGGGCUGCUUCCGGGGCUCAUGCUCUACGCCACACUCUGGUUGCGUGAGCACAACCGAGUGUGUGACCUGCUGAAGGCUGAGCACCCCACCUGGGGCGAUGAGCAGCUCUUCCAGACGGCCCGCCUCAUCCUCAUCGGGGAGACCAUCAAGAUUGUGAUCGAGGAGUACGUGCAGCAGCUGAGUGGCUACUUCCUGCAGCUCAAGUUUGACCCGGAGCUGCUGUUAGGCACCCAGUUCCAGUACCGUAACCGAAUUGCCAUGGAGUUCAAUCACCUCUACCACUGGCACCCGCUCAUGCCCGACUCCUUCCGGGUGGGCCCCCAGAACUACAGCUAUGAGCAGUUCCUGUUCAACACCUCCAUGCUGGUGGACUACGGGGUCGAGGCCCUGGUGGACGCCUUCUCUCGCCAGCCCGCGGGCCAGAUCGGCGGGGGUAGGAACACAGACCACCAUGUCCUAUACGUGGCUGCGGAAGUCAUCAAGGAAUCGAGAGAGUUGCGGCUGCAGCCCUUCAAUGAGUACCGCAAGAGGUUUGGCAUGAAGCCCUACACCUCUUUCCAGGAGCUCACAGGAGAGAAGGAGAUGGCAGCUGAGUUGGAGGAGCUGUAUGGAGACAUCGAUGCCUUGGAGUUCUACCCAGGGCUGCUUCUUGAGAAGUGCCCUCCAAACUCCAUCUUUGGGGAGAGUAUGAUAGAAAUUGGGGCUCCUUUUUCCCUUAAGGGCCUCUUAGGGAAUCCUAUCUGUUCUCCGGAGUACUGGAAGUCGAGCACAUUUGGUGGUGAGAUGGGUUUCAACCUUGUCAAGACGGCCACGCUGAGGAAGCUGGUUUGCCUCAACACCAAGACUUGUCCCUACGUCUCCUUCCACGUGCCGGACCCCCGCCAGGAGGACGGGCCUGGAGUGGGGCGGCCAUCCACAGAGCUCUGAGGGGCCAGGGCGGCAGCAUUCUGGAGGGUAGAGCUUACUGUUCAUCAUUCCAGAAUGCCGAGGCCAGGGUUGAUAAUCUUCAAUGUUGGGUUUCUGAUUUGGUGUUGAGCGCAUAAGGGUGGACGUUUAGAACUCUGGGUCUCUCACCACGAUCUGGAACACUGUGGUCUUGUUUGUCGAUCUAGAAUGCUGAAUUCCUGGUGAGCCAUCUAGAAAGUGAGGAGUGGUUCUCCUUCGGAAUGCCAGAACACUGGUUUCCCGGUUGAUCACCUAGAAUGUCAGAUUUCUGGCUGAUCCAGAAUACAGGCAUUCUAAAAUAUGGGACUCCUGAUGGAAUCAUCUAGAAAGUUAAGGGGUUCUUAUUUUGCAUUCUAGAAUUCUGGGUGGUCCUCCGGAGUGUUGACUUUCUGAUUGGUUAUUCAGAAUGUGGUGUUCCUGGUUGCUGAUCCAGAACAGUAGCUGGUGUGCUAUAGAUCUGUCCUGUCCUGAAUGUCUGGAGCAUUGAUGAUUCAUUUUCCUGUUCAGUGAGACAUCCACAGAGCAGGGGAAUCUAAUGUCUAAUGAGAAUGCAUUGCCUGAAUCUGUGCCUGCACAGAGGAGGCAAGGAGGUGGGGUGUUCUGCUUGGGACCCCAACUGAGACCCUGGUCUGAGGCUAUAGAGAGAACAGGUGGCUUUUUCCAGGCCAUUGACUGGAAGUCACCAGAGCUCUGUCUUUGUCCAGAUCUUGACUCACGGCAGCUGUUUUUCAUGAAGUUAAUAAAGUUCUUUUUCCAAAUUG
Delphinapterus leucas (beluga whale) is the source of this 2699-nucleotide messenger RNA. NCBI's taxonomy places the organism in Eukaryota, Metazoa, Chordata, Mammalia, Artiodactyla, Monodontidae. The record is from RefSeq and is a predicted model, not a curated record.